UUUUCACAUAUACACUGUUUAGGUCGGCCCAAAUGACGUUUCGCUCAGAGUACGGUGCGUUUGGGUCAGUGUGAACACAACAGCCGCACUCGGGUGCGCACUAAACAGCCGCUCCGAGACCGCUCUAAACAGGUGGUCUCGGAGCGGCUGUUGCCGUACUCUGGGGCGACCCACCUGUGGUGUGAACACUGCCGGACCUUGGGCCGACCCAAAUACAGGAAGUUCUUCACAUGUCACUGGACUUCCGUCGUGACGUGAGCCGGAUGUUGUAUUGAGGGAAACAACAACAAACAUGGCAGGGAGUAGCAAUCGUGGGCAAUCUUGGUCCGCUGCUGAGAUUCGCUGUCUACUGGAUAUUUGGGCCGAUGAUUUUAUUAAUGCACAGCUGUCUUCCACCCACAAAAACAGUGAUGUUUACGGGGUGUUUAGCAAACGGCUCCGUGAGAAAGGGUUUAAUAGGACGGUUGCGCAAUGCCGCAUUAAAGCAAAAAAACUUCGCGCCGACUACAUCAAAAUACGCGAUGCACUCAAUAAAACUGGAAGUGAUGGGACAGAAAAAGAAAAAUUUCCCUGGUUUGACGAACUGCACCAAAUACUUGGUACGAAACCCAUCGUUGACCCAGUGGAUGUGGUGGAGUCCAUUGAUAGUCCUGCUUCCUCCACUGUUAGCACAACUGACCUCUCGCCCACUGACACGAGUUUUGAUGGGGGGAAUAGCUCAUCCAGUAACGUUACCACUGAUGCCCUAAACACUCCCUCUGAGGCAGAUGUGUCUGCUGCUCCAUGUGCAGAGAGCAGUGAUAAUUCAUCUGAGCGUGGAAAAGGAGAGAGACUGCCUAUACCCGGAGCUCGGGCCCGGAAAAGAAAAGUCAAAUCAUCCAGCACUGAUAGUGAAUAUAUGACAGAACUGAAAAGGGUGAUGGAGGACAUACAUUCUGCUGAACAGCGGCAGGAGAGUCAUUUUGAGAGGAUGCUUAAGGCACAACUAGAUGCUGAGGAGAAUCGGUUCCGGGAAAUGCAAGCACAGCAACAGGCCACAACCCAGAUGUUCUUCCAGUUAAUGGGCAAUAUUGCAAGUGCUUUGAAUCCAGCUCAGCCCCAAACCUCAUCAGUACCACCCUGGACCACCACACCUCUACCAACAGCACCACCCAGGGCCUGGUCCGUGCCUCAUCAGUAUCAGCAGCCACAACCUAGUGUCCAGCCACCUGCGAUUCCUUCAUAUCCACAUCACAGAGGGGAUGAACAUACCAGCACUGCCUCAUUCCUACAUGACCUAAAUUGUCAAGGGGACUAUAGCAGCCUCUAGGGUGUUUGGGCAAAAAGUCAUUAGCAUUGUUUAAAUUGCAUAAUAUUGCAAUUUACAUUUGUUCAGUAUUUUGUUAAGGCCCUGUUCUUGGCCUAUGUGUGAGCAGAAUAGCCUAUGCAGAUUUUGUGGAUGUUUACUUUUAUUUAUUUUACAUUUAUUUGUUACAUUUUUACAUUUACAGAGAUUUAUAAUAUUCAAGAAACUCUGUACAAAUGUUUAUUUUUGAUUAUACAGAUUUUUUCAGAAGAAAACAUUUACGAAAUCUA
Messenger RNA from Paramisgurnus dabryanus, 1575 nucleotides. RefSeq lists its product as uncharacterized. The record is from RefSeq and is a predicted model, not a curated record. NCBI's taxonomy places the organism in Eukaryota, Metazoa, Chordata, Actinopteri, Cypriniformes, Cobitidae.